AUGGCUACCCCGGAUGUCGCCCCUCACUUUGGGGCGGAGUUGAAGGAUUCGUUUAAACCGGUCAACAAUUGGGUGUCGAAUGGUAUCGGAUGGCUGGAUGAGAUACAACAGUUUUACCGCGAGCGCAGCGCAAUCGAGAAGGAGUAUGCGGCAAAGUUAACGGCGCUAUGCAAGAAGUACUACGACCGCAAAGCCAAGAAAAUCAGCAGUUUGAGUGUCGGAGACACCCCUAGCAUGACCCCGGGCUCCCUCGAAAGUGCCUCACUUACCACGUGGUCGACACAAUUGAGCGCCGUGGAAUCGCAUGCCACUGAACGGGAUCACUUCGGUAACGACCUGCUUGUACAUGUCGCAGAGCCGCUCAAACAAGCUGCGAACCAGUACGAAGAGCUCAGGAAGUGUCAUGUUGAUUUCCAUGCCAAGCUCGAGAAGGAGAGGGACUCCUCGUACAGUGACCUGAAGAAGGCGAAGGGUAAAUAUGAUGGCGCGUGCCAGGAAGUGGAGGCAAGGCGGAAGAAGAUGGAAUCUUCGUUCGACCACAGUAAGCCUAAGGCCCAGGCAGCGUACCAACAGCAGAUAUUGGAGAUGAACAACGUUAAGAACACAUAUCUCAUCAGCAUUAAUGUGACAAACAAGAUGAAAGAGCGAUUCUACCACGAAUAUGUGCCGGAGCUGCUUGAUGGCCUGCAAGACCUCAACGAAACACGUGUAACGAAGCUGAACUCGCUCUGGACAUUGGCCGCACAGCUCGAGAAGAAUUACCUGUCGAAGAGUAUGGACCACAUGGCAAACCUCAUCAACGAGAUUCCGCGCAACGUUCCACACCUAGACUCGCUCAUGUUCCUGCGCCACAAUGUCACACAAUCACAGGAGCCGGCCAACAUGACCUUCGAGCCAAGCCCAAUCUGGCACGACGACGACGCUCUCAUCACCGACGAGGCGGCCAAGGUCUUUUUGCGCAACCUCCUCAGCAAGAGCAAGACACAGGUGCGAGAGCUUAGAGUCGAGGCGGAUACGAAGCGACGCGAGGUGGAAACCGCCAGACGGGUCCGGGAGAGCAUCCGACAGGGCACGGACAAGCGCAACGAGGUAGAAGUUGUCCGAUCUAUAUUCUUCCAGCAGGAGUCCCUGCAUGAAGUUGACCGCAGGCGCCUGACUGCCGAGGUGGAAACCUCUACCAUCAUGUCGGCGGUGGGCGAUCUCUCGCUCGGAGCGCGCAACCACAAUUUCAAGUCGCAGACGUUCAAGAUCCCGACCAACUGCGACCUGUGUGGAGAAAGGAUAUGGGGAUUAUCCGCCAAGGGCUUCGACUGCCGGGACUGCGGAUACACCUGUCAUAGUAAAUGUGAAAUGAAGGUACCGGCUGAGUGCCCGGGUGAGCAGACCAAGGAGGAAAAGAAGAAGCUGAAAGUGGAGCGACAAGAACAAGCCAACGCCACCCCAGCACCACUUGAUCUAGAACCAACUACGAGCUCAUCCACUGCGCCAUCACUUACCCGCAAAGACACGAUGAACUCGCUGAGCUCCGGCUACGCCGUCAGCGCCAACCGAUCUAUGUCGAAUGCCGCACAGUCUCCCACCACGACCGCAAGUGAGCUUCCCACACCCGUCGCAGAGACCAAACCCGCUCCAGCACGGAAGAACCGCAUUCUGGCACCGCCUCCGGCACAAUACAUCAGCGGUCCGCCAGCGAACGACGCGGCGCCGGCGCUGAGCUCCAGGACUAACGAGCAGCACGGCAAGAUGCUGUAUGCGUACCAAGCGGGCGGAGCUGACGAGGUGACUGUUCAAGAAGGGGACGAUAUCGUCAUCCUGGAGCCAGAUGAUGGAUCCGGCUGGAUGCGCGUGCGGUCCGGCGGCGAAGAAGGACUCGUCCCUGCUUCCUAUGUGGAAGCUGGGCCCGCACCUUCACCCGUGCCGUCUGCCAGCCCCGGCUUCACGGCUGACCGGCCGGGCUCAACGUACUCGAACUCCUCGGCCUCGCUGACAGGCGGCGGCGGCGCCGGGGGCAACAAACGGGUCGGGCCAGCUGUGGCACCGCGCCGGGGCGCCAAGAAGCUCCAGUAUGUGGAAGCGCUGUAUGACUACGACGCGCGCAGCGACAUGGAAUGGAGUAUGGUGGAAGGCGACCGGUUCGUGCUGGUGAACCGGGAUGGCGGAGAUGGGUGGGCGGAUGUUGAGCGGGGCGGGGUGACGAAGAGCGUACCGGCGAACUACAUCCAGGAGGUGUGA
Aspergillus tubingensis is the source of this 2232-nucleotide messenger RNA. Its product is annotated as putative actin polymerization protein Bzz1. Gene Ontology annotation, biological process: regulation of actin filament polymerization. Gene Ontology annotation, molecular function: protein binding. Lineage: Eukaryota; Fungi; Ascomycota; Eurotiomycetes; Eurotiales; Aspergillaceae. The record is from RefSeq and is a predicted model, not a curated record. Bases 1 to 2232 code for a protein of 743 amino acids. The transcript is spliced from 6 exons.